Messenger RNA from Tigriopus californicus, 1653 nucleotides. RefSeq lists its product as uncharacterized. The transcript has 4 exons. Lineage: Eukaryota; Metazoa; Arthropoda; Copepoda; Harpacticoida; Harpacticidae. Bases 298 to 1620 code for a protein of 440 amino acids. Gene Ontology annotation, molecular function: metallopeptidase activity. The record is from RefSeq and is a predicted model, not a curated record.
CUUACUCAAUUAUUUAUGAAACACUGAAGUAUGUUUGAUUGUUUUUUUUCCAAGGAAAAUUCAAGUCGAAAAGAAAAUCAAAAGAAAUUAGCCUCGAAAUCAUCAGUUUUGGUCAUUAAACCUCCCAAAGGGAUCUAUAUUCGAGCUUGUACGUUCAGUGAUGCACCUGGAUUUCGGAUGUCUUGAGUAUUCCUUUGCGGUUGCAUCUUCGUCUUGUCACCCCCCCGUAUUCAGUCCGAUAAAUACAGUCAAUAUUUCGAGAUGAACUUGUAAAGGCCUUCGAGGUAUUGAGAGGUGAUGUUGAUCCUCACCUUGGUGUUGGCUUUGAAUGCUAUUAAAGGAUCUGCAUCCGCAAGCAACUUCUUGGAAGUCAUCCCUGGAGACGUUUCGCAAAUUCCUUUGUGCCAAGAGCAAGCUGUGCUCCAAUGCCAAAGAGUGAAAAUCGAUGUGGAUAGCUUGUUCUAUGGAAGAGAUUUGACGUUUCCCUUGGGCUUCACUUUGGUCAAGAAAUAUGAAUUUCCAGGUUCAUCUGUGGGAUCACGGGUGUUCUCUUAUGAGGCAGCAGACGGAUGCAGUGCUCUAAUGGUUGUGGAUAAAAAUAAAAUGAUAUCAGGCUCAAUUGAUCUGGCAAGUGGAAGAUCUUUUUCAAUUGACCCUUGUGGAAAUGACCAUCAGAUUUGGAGGGAGAUGAACACCACCAGAAAUAGACGAGAUGAAGAGAACAGAUACAAAACCUUCUCCACUCUGAAUAGAUCAGGAAAUUAUCGCCGUAAAAACGUCUUUCGGCAGGGUGUUGCCAAGAUCAGUUUGAAAAUAUACUACACCAAGGAGCUGAAAGCCAAGGUUAGGGACAUCAACCCUGUUCUUGAGUUCGUCCUGGCCGAAGCCAACUCCAUCAUGAAAAAUAGCGAACUGGCCAUUGUCUUUGAACUCCUUUGUCCGGAACAGAUCGCAAUAUCUGAAAACGCUCACUCAACCUCGAGAACGUUCUUUUUGGCUGUCGUUCGCUCCAAACGAACCACUGACGCAUUGUACGACUCGGCUGACUUGGCCGUGGUUCUGACCUCUAAAGAUUUUGAUAACUUUUGCGGGGAAGCAGCCACCAUCAACGUUUUGAAUAGCGAGUUUCAACUUUUUGACGAUAGCUACCGGUUGGCUUGGGUUUCCUACAAAUGCGGACGGGAUACGUUUACCCACGAAAUUGGUCAUUUAUUGGGAGCAUGGCAUGAUAGAGCCACUGUUGGUUGCAACGCUCAAUGUCGGAACUUUCCUUAUGGAUACCGUGUUCCUGCGUCAAGGCUUCAUACCGUCAUGGCGUAUGGGAACAACCAAUAUACAACUCCGGUGAGGCGAUUUUCUUCGCCGUUCUUGUUCUUCAGUGGCCAAAGAUUGGGAUCCUUUGAGAAUGAUAACCGUCGAAAACUGAUGAUUACAAGCUUUGAAGUGGCGGCCUUGGGCAAUGAGAAUAAAAAGGAUUGCAAGGGAGCCCAAGCCCAAUGUGACGAUAUAGCCACCAGUUAUCAAUGUAAUUGGCUUAAGAGACGAGGCCACUGCCGUGCGGUGAGCUUCUACUUCCGGUAUACGGAAAGGUACUGCAAGAACUCCUGUGAUCGUUGCUGAUGUAUGUUAAUAAAUUGUUGCAAGCAAUGCCAA